AUGUCCAAGAUCACAUAUAAUCAAUGGUUUUACAAUUUUCCUCCACAACUCUCGAAGCUAAGUUUGUCGGGUUGUAAGCUGGUUCAAGAUCCAAUGGUAACAUUAGAGAAGCUUCCUAAUUUGAAAUUGAGUAUAUCUGAUUGCAACAAGUUGAAGAGUGUUCCUGAUGGACUGAAAUUUGUUGCUGGUUUGAGGGAGUUAGAGAUCAGAUGGAUGCCUAAAUUAUUCAACAAUAGGCUUGGAGUUGGUGGAGAGGAUUACCAUAAAGUCCAACAUGUUCCAUCUGUUGUAUUUUUCAAUUAG
Molecule: messenger RNA, 303 nt
Organism: Vicia faba (fava bean)
Lineage: Eukaryota; Viridiplantae; Streptophyta; Magnoliopsida; Fabales; Fabaceae
Source: the annotation of a GenBank genome assembly